This is a messenger RNA of Debaryomyces fabryi, 2142 nucleotides long. RefSeq names its product Dsl1p (gene DSL1). The coding region runs from base 1 to 2142 and encodes 713 amino acids. Lineage: Eukaryota; Fungi; Ascomycota; Pichiomycetes; Serinales; Debaryomycetaceae. The record is from RefSeq and is a predicted model, not a curated record. The transcript has a single exon.
AUGUCGAUAACAGACUUAGUUUCACAGUAUGAAUCUGACCUUCAAGCUAUCGAUAAUGAAUUGGAAUCUGUGAAGUAUACUGCAGCUAUUGACGUGAUAAAUGAUGAAAACUUGAAAUUACCAUCAGAAACAACUCACAAAGAUGAUCUUAAAACAUUAAGCAUAUCUCAGUUGAAUGAUAAACUCAAUGUAAGUGAUGACGCAUUAGCUCAAUUGAAUGGCUUAUGGAUUAUUAAAGGUUUAAUUCAAGAGAUUAGUAUAUCCUUGAAUCCUGUCGACGAACCAAACUACAGGUGUGACAAAUAUGAAUUACAAUCUAUAGUUAACAACUUAACAAAAUUAAAACAAAAAUUAUCCCAGUCCGAUGAGUCUUUAAUCAUUCUUGAUAGUUUAAAUAAAUCAUAUCAAGAUUUAAUUGAAAAAACAGGAAAACAGUUACAGUCUAAUUUCCACAUCUAUUUUCCAACUGAUGAUUCUUUCGUUAACAAUGUAUUGACAAAUGAUAUUGACAUGUCUUACAAGGAAUUCAUUGAAAUUUUUAAUCUCUUUGAAACAAUUGACUCAUCAUUUACCAUUAAAUCCUCACAUCGUAAACUCCAAUUACAAUGGGACAAAAUAUUAGAUCGAUUGAUAAAUAAAAACAAAAUAAUAACGUUAGAUCAUCAAGACGAUAAAUAUGUCUUAAAAGUCUUGAAUGAAAAAGCUGGUUUUAAAGAAUAUUGUGAAUCAAUAACCGAAUUCAUGAGCUUUGUAAAUCAAUCCAAUAUUCAAUCGUUUAAAAAUUUCUUCCUGUCGAGGAUUUCAAAUAACUUGACAAAUAAGGUUUCGGAAAAUAUAAAUAAUCUUAUUAAUCCUACCAAUGAAGAUCUAAUUCAAAGCCUAUUUGGCGUGGUUAAGUUAUCCAAAGAAUCACAUUGGAAUUUAUCAGUUGAAAGAUCAUUAUCGUCAGGAGCUGACCUUAAUAAUAAGUUGAAUGACUUAUAUCUUGAUUGGGUCGUGGAUAAGUAUAUUAAUAGGCUCAGGGAUCUUUUUAACAAUGAGUUCGGUCAAUUAACAAAAGACUUACAUGAUGAAUAUUAUUCAUUGGAGGCGGAACAAAAGCAAAUAAAUAAGAAGGCAGAAGGUGAUCAGAAUAACAGCAAUCAUGUUUCAGAUGAAAAUAAGGAUGAUUGGAAUGAAUGGGAUAAUGACGGAUGGGAUGACGAAGAAAUACCUGAGAUUGAUUCUCAAUCCGACAACCAAAGGCAAGCAGAAAAUGACUGGGACGAAGACGGCUGGGACGACGAUAGAUGGGAUGAUGGAGAAACGAAUUCCAAUAAAAGGAAAGGAAAUAAGGCAGUACAAAAGAUUUCCCAAAUGCCUUCAAGAUUACGGGAUAUAGUACUCGAAUACAAAGCAGAAUCUGGUAAGAAUAAUAUCCAACCGCUUAUUUCCGCCCUUGAAUCAUUCUCUACCAUAUCAUAUCCGUCAUUAAAUGAAUCGUUUUUAUUGUAUAAUGAUUUACAAACUUUAAACAAUUCUUUCAUGAAUGAACAGUUAACGAAAUUCUUAGACAUCAAUCUCAAACAAUGCAUUCAAUCUUUGUCUAAUGAAGUCAUAUUAAUUCUAGUCUCAAUUAAUUUGAAACAUGAUGAUUUUAUAUCGGAUUCUAGCAAUUUUGAUGAUUUUAAGCUAGACAAUGAAAACGAGAGUAAAUUGAAACUAAUUGAUAAUUGGUUCAACAAAAUGAAUAAGUCUAAGUUGAAGUCAACUAAUAGACAAAACUACAAAAGGAUCAUUUUGGACGUUAUCAGUAUAAUUCUUAAUUGGAUGAUAAAUUCUAUUAUAUCAAUGGAUGAAAUAACGGAGUACCAAUCAACCAAAUUGACCACUAUAAUCAAAAUCAUUCAACACAUAGUCAAUACGAAUUUAGUAUUGGUAGACGAAUCCAACACUACUGUGACGGCGUAUAACAAGCUCAACAACGUUUUGUUUUUGAUUAAUAAUCACUUAAAAGACAUUAUGGAGAUGUUCUACCAAGGAGAAUUCUUUGAUCUCACUACUGCUGAGUUAAUAUCCAUCAUUGAAAGUGUUUUUAUCAAAAGCGAUCUUAGAGAUAACUACAUUGAUGAAAUUCUUGAUAUAAGAAAUGUUGAAACAUAA